Molecule: messenger RNA, 1545 nt
Organism: Auxenochlorella protothecoides
Lineage: Eukaryota; Viridiplantae; Chlorophyta; Trebouxiophyceae; Chlorellales; Chlorellaceae
Exons: 7
Coding region: 1-1545 (514 amino acids)
Source: RefSeq, a predicted model, not a curated record
AUGACGGCAGUCCAGGCCAGCAUCCAGGCCCUGCAUGCGCACAUGGGGGCUUUCUCGGCAGGGGCCUCUGCGGAACUCGGGGCCCUGCGCCGGGAUGUGGAGCAACGCCCUGUGGUCGGAGCGACAGCAUACAGGCAUGCACUGCGUGCCAUCGGAGAAUCCCUGGAUUCUGCAGCGAUCGAAGUUCAGGGACUGGAGUCCCUGAGGUCGGGCUCCCUCCAGGAUGCUGUGUCUGACGGCGUGAGCACCUACCAGGCAGCAUGCCAGCAGAUUAAAGACCUGGAGUCCCUGCUAUCCGGCUAUGGCUACCGGGAGCCAUACGUGCCAGAGCCGCCCCUGGACCCCCUUGAAUUGAUGGAGCCGGAGGCAAGGGUGAAACAGGAGGAUGUACAGCUCCGGGCCCCACAGUCAGCCUCGCCGAUUGGACUCUUCCCGGGGUCCAGCCCCAUGUCCUCCUUUGCCGGCACGCCACCGCUGAUGAGUUCCUGGUUGCCCGCAGGGAGUGUCCUGGCUCAGGGGAGUGUGGUCCUUCAGGGUCCCCAGCUGACGACCAUGCGCAUGGCCAGGGCUCGACAGGACACCCCCUCCAGCCUGGCCUCCGCGGAGGAUUUCAGCCCCAGCAUGAGGGAGCUGCUUGGAAAGUACACCAGCAUGUCUGUUGCCAGCUCUGGCAGGCUCUCCUUCCCCGCCGGCAGUCAGUGGGCCCUCACCCCAGAACCUCUGCCCGCCAGCGCGCCGGCCAAUGCCUCGCCACUAGGAGCCCAGCAUGCCGCGACGCAUGCCUCGCAUCCCGUGGCUGAGCACGCCGUGGCGCCCUCGCCACCCCCGCCGCCGGCAUCGCGCGGCCAGCCCGGGAGCACCCCCCUCGACCUCUCCCGGGGUCUGGCAGGACAGGGGGAGGGCGCACCCACGCCCGGCCCCACCCCCUCCUUCAUGGAUCAGUACAGGUCGCGGUACCCCGCCAUCAUCGCGUCCGCGGAGCGAUACAUGGCCACGGCCGAGAAGAAAGAGCGGCCGAGCCGGUACGCCUUGGAGGCAGGCGAGUUUCCGCUCUUUCCUGAGCAGCCCCUGGCCCAGGCCGCCGAGGUGGGCGGCAUCUCUUCAGGAGUCGAGGAUGCUCGCCAGGACGCGCCGUCGAGGUCAAGCACAGCCCUGGACCCCAGCGGCAGAUUCCCUGCUUCAACACUGCACGGGGCGCAGGUGGCCGGCUCGGAGACCAUGGGAGCCCGCUCUGCGGCGGCCAGCCCCCCCUUCGGAGCCCCCUCACCGCCUCACAGUCGGAGGAUCGGCUGCGUGGCAGAAACGACCUACGCCACUCUUCCUGCAUUCAUCCGGGGCCAGCUGUCCCUCCAGCUCCUGAACAACACCCUGACCUCGCUCCAAGCAACCCUGGCGGCUACUGGUUCUGUCGAGUUUGGAGCCCGGGCCCUGGAAGAGCUGGGAGUCGGGGUGAAGGCCAAAGUGUUCAUGAAUGCCCUGCUGAAACUGAAGCUGGCCAGCCUCCGUGUCCUCCCGGGCCAGGAAACGGUAUAUGUGCUGGCUUGA